Molecule: messenger RNA, 962 nt
Organism: Micropterus dolomieu (smallmouth bass)
Lineage: Eukaryota; Metazoa; Chordata; Actinopteri; Centrarchiformes; Centrarchidae
Gene: acmsd
Product: aminocarboxymuconate semialdehyde decarboxylase
Exons: 7
Coding region: 31-807 (258 amino acids)
Biological process (GO): secondary metabolic process
Cellular component (GO): cytoplasm; cytosol
Molecular function (GO): hydrolase activity; carboxy-lyase activity
Source: RefSeq, a predicted model, not a curated record
ACAGUUCAAGCCCUCUCCACUGUACCUGUGAUGUUCAGUUACUGGGCCAAGCCUCAUGACACACUGGAUCUCUCUGUCCUUUUAAAUGACAAUUUGGCUGAGACAGUGCGUAGCAACCCCAAGAGGUUUGUGGGCCUGGGCACUCUGCCCAUGCAAGCUCCUGACUUAGCCGUGCUGGAGAUGAGGCGCUGCGUGAAGGAACUGGGCUUCCCUGGGGUGCAGAUUGGCUCACAUAUCAAGAACUGGGACCUCAACGCCACUGAACUCUAUCCUUUCUAUGCUGCAGCUGAGGAGCUGGGCUGCUCCAUAUUUGUCCACCCAUGGGACAUGCAGACAGAUGGGAGGAUGGCUAAGUAUUGGCUGCCAUGGCUGGUGGGCAUGCCGUCAGAGACAACCAUGGCUAUUUGCUCGAUGAUAUUUGGAGGUGUCUUCGAGAGAUUUCCUAAACUGAAAGUCUGCUUUGCACAUGGAGGUGGCUCUUUUCCAUUCACCGUUGGCAGAAUUGAACAUGGCCACAAAGUCCGCCCUGACCUGUGUGCAGUGGACAACGAAAUCAGUCCAAAGAAAUACCUCGGCUCUUUCUACACCGACUCCCUAGUUCACGAUCCCAUCGCCCUGAAGCUACUCAUUGAUGUCAUUGGAAAAGAUAAAGUGAUGCUGGGAACAGAUUAUCCAUUCCCGCUGGGUGAGCUGCAGCCUGGAUCACUGAUUGAGUCAAUGGAUGAAUUUGAUGACACGCUAAAGGAUAAAUUGCUUGCUGGAAAUGCACUGGAGUUUUUGGGCCUGAAACGAGAGCAAUUUGAGUAACAUGAAAAGCUGAGAUGCAACUGCUACACCCAGUGAUUCAAUGCAACGGCUUUAUUCACAUAUUAUUAAAUUAAAUUAAAUAUAUUUAGAUUUGUGUAUAGUAGAUACAACCAAUGUUAUUGUUAUUUGAUAUAAUAAAGUAAUUAAGUAUUUUA